CGGUGAGGUGAGAGCUUCAAGCUCCUUUCAUGGUGGCUAGAGAGAGAGGACGAGAGAGAGGACGAGAGAGAGAGAGACGGCGAGAGGGUGAGAGAGAGAGAGAGAGAGAGAGAGAGAGCUUCAAGCUCCUUUCAUGGUGGCUAGAGAGAAAUUGAGAUUUGAGUUUGUUGCAGAGAGAAAGCUACGACGGAAAAAAAAUGAAAUUAGGUUUGUAAUAUUUGAGUUUUCUCAAGGGCAAAAUCGACAUUUGGAUAUUUCGACUGAAUCAUCUCCAUCUAACUGCUUCGUUUCGGUUCAUUCAACUGAACCAUCUCCAUCCAACCUAAUUUUCGAAAAUCAUUCAACUGAUCCAUUCGAAUGAGUGAUGUUUUUUGUGUCCAAACAAACAACGCGCUCAGAUUCAGCCAAAUGAUUCAGUUGAAUGAAGAAACGAACAUGGCCAAAAGCUAAAACUUUAAACUGAACCUGAUAGAACAGUACUAUGUUGCUGAUAUUUGAUGGUCCCAAACUUGUUACCAAUGUAUCAGCAACAUGUACUAUGUUCUGAUAUUUGAUGGUCCCAACCUUGUUACCAAUGUAUCUUAAUUUCUUUAGAGAUCAAAAUUCAGUAAUAAUAGUACUGCUGAUGUUUAUCAAAAUACUUUUAUGUUAAAACUUUCCAUCAUUUGUGAAAUGUAUUAUAUCUAUUUGUAUAUAAUUUAGUUUAGGAAACUUAUGAUUUUGUUAAGAAAAUAACCUCUAUAUAAGUUGAUCAAUCGUCUUGUUCUUUAGUUUCAUGGACUAAUUAAAGUACCAGACCCACAAAGAUAUCAAAAAGAAAAAAGUUCACGUACAAACUGAAAACUCUGUUGCAGUUUAGUAGCCUUGGAUGAACGUAGCCAAAUCUACAACCGUUGAUAUAUGAAGUUCUGUUGUAAAACUUAACCGUUUUCUAAAAAUAAACGCUGUAAGCGGGAAAGUCAGAGUCUGCCGUCGUUAGCCCUAACUUAAGUCCCAAGUUAGCAAAUUUUCUACCUGUUCCACAUUUGUCUUUCUCCUUUCUCUGUUCUCCUUUGUCCCCUGAUAUACCAAAACCAAUUCAAAGCCCUAAACAAAUUUCUCCGACCACAUGGAAUCUCGAGGUUCUUCUGAUCAAGACAAUGAACAUAUCGUCCAAGUCAGACAAGCUCUGAUGUGUCCCGACGGCGGAAGAUUCGAAGGUCUCCGAACCGCACAUUUCUUGAAUCACACAACAACCUCCAUAGACGACGACGUUUUCGAGCUUCCUCUCGACGCCUUCGUGACGUCAGAACCAGAGAAACUCUCCUUCUCCGGAUGGGGCUCUCCCUCGGUGAAUUGGAUCGAGUGGGUGAACGCCAUGGCCGAGUCCAACGCCACGAUGUGGCGUAGAUCAGGAGUCUACGACGCGAUCAUGGCGUCGCGGUACCAGAUAACGAAGCAAGACGAUCUGAUGACGGCGCUGGUGGAGAAAUGGUGCAUAGAGACUAACUCCUUCGUGUUCCCUUGGGGAGAAGCGACGGUGACGUUGGAGGAUAUGAUCGUUCUCGGUGGGUUCUCGGCUAUAGGGAACAACGUGUUGGCUUCGGUGAAACGAGACUCGAUGAAGUCUGUUGAGGAGAAGCUGAAGAGAGCGAAACGUGAGAUCGAGGCGAGUUCGAUGAAGAGAUGUUGCGUUAGUUUGUGGAUGAUGGAGAUGAUGAACUCUGGGAAUGAGAUUGAGCAUGAGGCGUUCGUGGUUACGUGGCUGUCACGUUUCGUCUUCCCUAAUUCAGGUGAUCUCGUGAGGGAGAAGCUCUUUGCAGCUGCGGUUCAGCUCGCUAGAGGUGUUAGACUUGCGCUUGCUCCUGCGGUUCUUGCUGGGAUUUACAGCAGUCUUGGAGUUUUGAAGAAGCAGCUCGUUGGUGGGUCUGGAGAGGAAGAAACGGUGGUCACUGCUACAUCCCCGUUUCAGUUUGUGCAAGUGUGGGCUUGGGAGAGGUUCAUGGACGUGCGGCCACCUGGCCACCCUAGCCAGCUAAAGCCUCACGAGCCAAGAAUGGCUCUAUGGCACCACCACGGCGGUGGUCAAGAGGCAAAAAACCAGAGCCACGAGAGUAUCCGAACCGUUCUUGAUUCCGCUAAAGAGAGUUUCCAUCACCGUCCGUACACAAAACCUUUGAAGAACUUUAAGUCUCCUAAGUUCUACUUAGAAGAUGACUGUUGGGUGUCUUUGGAGGAUGAAGACAUUGUAGCGUUUGGUCGGUGUUUGAGAUGCUCUAAGCUGGUGGGUUUGAACUGCAUUGAGCCUUAUUAUCCUCACCGUGUGGCGUUGCAGUUUGGUUAUGAUCAAGAUGUUCCUGGAGUAGUCCCCGUGGUGCUGACGGAGUCGCCGGAGCUGGCUUGGAAGGAUUAUAUAAGGCCGAUUACAGAUGAAAUGAUUUACAUUCCGUCUAGGCUCCGGCGAGCUGAUGUUACGGUAAAGUAUAUAAGAUGGUGGAAACAGUCUGUUACUACUCUACAGGCCAUGGCUAAGAGAAGUACACAUAAGGUUCUGAAAGAGAAACCCACAGAGACGACAACUUCAACAACAACAAUGGUUAAAUCUUCUCCUCCAAGAACCUCUAAAACAGUAGGAUCAAAAGCAGAGUUGAAGGGAGGGAGUUUAAAGACGGUGAGUGAUAAAAGCAGCUCUGCAAAGAGUCUCACAGGUUCGGAGAAAGCGAAGCCUUUGAAGAAGGUUGAAUUGGUCAAGAAGCCAUUGUCUAAGUUGACAAAGACUCCAGGAAGAUCAGUGGAUGAAGCCAAAGAACGUAAAGGAGGACCAGGACCAAGGGUCUCGCAGGAGAUAAAGGCUCGUAGCCAUGUGAAUAUUCUACUUCCCGGUUCACCUGCUAGCUCACCAAAGACUCAACAGUCACUCUCUCAAAAGCAAACCUCUAAAAGUAAAUGAUUAUGUUAUAACAGCUCUAUCUCAUUGACUGAUUAUGACGCGCUUUUGUUUGUUUCUAACUUGUUACUAGCUAGUGCAGGUUCUCAUGUAAUAAGACCAAAAGCAUUACCUGUUAAGUCACCAAGACCACAAGCUUCAAAAGGACCAAAGGGUUCAUCAUCUUCUUCUGUUUCUCCUUUAACAAGCAAAAAGUCAUCCCCAAAAAGCUAUUACCUCGCAUCAGAGUUCAAUAUCUAAAGCCACACC
This is a messenger RNA of Brassica napus (rape), 3175 nucleotides long. RefSeq lists its product as uncharacterized. The record is from RefSeq and is a predicted model, not a curated record. Lineage: Eukaryota; Viridiplantae; Streptophyta; Magnoliopsida; Brassicales; Brassicaceae. The coding region runs from base 1109 to 2929 and encodes 606 amino acids. The transcript is spliced from 2 exons. Gene Ontology annotation, biological process: meristem maintenance; meristem development.